Molecule: messenger RNA, 2239 nt
Organism: Tachysurus vachellii
Lineage: Eukaryota; Metazoa; Chordata; Actinopteri; Siluriformes; Bagridae
Product: kelch domain-containing protein 8B-like
Exons: 7
Coding region: 954-2033 (359 amino acids)
Molecular function (GO): protein binding
Source: RefSeq, a predicted model, not a curated record
GGAGGGUGAGAGGACGCAGCGCAAACAUUCUCACGCACAGCGUUUAUCCAGGAGCAUAAACCAAAAAAUAAAAAAACAAAAGCACGCAACGGCCGCACGACUGGAGACAGAAACAGCACGAGCGGAAAAAAGCGACAAACCGUUGCUUGAACUUUCCUGGAGAUUACGCAUGUGGACUCGUGCACUGGGGACACUUGCUCGACAGACACACAAUAAAGGAAAUCAUAUGAAAGCUGACUACAGACCCUUAUCUAUCAAGCCCACUGGACUCCUGUCUGAUGAAAAUACAUCGGCUGGAAAAUAUUUCCUACAAAUUAUGCGGGACAAAGUCUUACAAACUUUAGAGCACAAGCAGAGUAACGUCUGAAGCCUCUAGUUUGGUAGUCCGAUUACCCAGAGACUGCCUGCUUCCAAAUGAAUUUCUGCUAUUCUUUGGCUGUGGAGAAGAGGAAUUGAGCACUGCAUGAGAAAUCUCUGUUACGGAUUACUGAGGAUCAAGCCAGACCAACACCCCGUGAUCAGUAAUGGCAUCUAUAAAUUGGAAUUACACCUGAAACGUGAUCAAAUUACAGAAAGUCAAAAAGUUGCUUUUAUCCUGUUGGAUUAUCACUUCUGACAUGUAUGUCAGUUUUCCAGUGUUUUGUUUCAACUGAUUCACUGUUCCACCAAUGUAGCGAAACAAAGAAGUGUAUAUAUAAAUCUGGUGGGCAAAGGAACAAAAAUGUAUAAAAAAUUAGGCAAAAUAUUUUGUUCCAUUUACUGCAGCUGAAUUCCUGCUUCUGUUUAGAUUUUAAAAAAAACAUUAAACCUCUGCUCCCCUGGUAAACUGACAAUAGCUGCUUCUCCAGAGACAGCAUUUGUCCUGUUAGUUUAUCAGCUCUUACUUUAUUUGCCUUGUUUCUCUUCUGCCUGGCCCCUGUAAUGUUCCAUUGCCUCCGUGCCAACAUAAAGCCAUGCCAGUGCCUGAGAUGGCUCUAAGUCCUGUGAAAUCUUUACAAUGGGAGGUCUUCCCCCCAAUGGCUACAUGCCGGGUUUACUGCACACCUGUUCUCUGGGGUGACCGUCUUUAUGUGAUCGGGGGCUGCAGCGAGAGUGGAAUGCCUCUAGAAUCUGCAGAGGUCCUGGACUUAGAGAGCCAAAGCUGGUGUCAGCUCCCCCCAUUGCCCACUGCCAGGGCAGGGGCUUCGGCUGUGGCACUGGGGGACCAACUGGUGGUGAUGGGGGGCAUGGAUGCUCAGCAGAGUCCUCUGGCAUCAGUGGAGGUCUAUCACCCUGAUGAGGGCAAGUGGGAGAGGAAAACUGGAUUGGGACAGGCAUCAAUGGGCAUAACUGCCUUGGAGAUAGAGGGCAAGGUGUACGCACUGGGGGGUAUGGGUUCUGACACUAGUCCGCAGGCACUGGUGAGAGUCUAUGAGCCAGUUAAGGAUCAGUGGCUAUCUCUGGCUUCUAUGCCCACUCCACGCUAUGGAGCCUUCUCCUUCCUGCGUGGCAACAAGCUCUACGUUCUCGGUGGACGUCAGGGCAAGAUGCCAGUGACCGCAUUUGAGGCCUUUGACUUGGAGAUGAAGAGCUGGACACGCUACCCAUGCAUCCCUAGCCGCAGGGCCUUCUCCAGCUGUGCCGCCACAGAGCGUGCCUUCUACAGCCUAGGUGGACUUCAGCAGCCCGGCCCUCACAACUUCUACUCUAGACCACACUUCGUCUCCACUGUGGAGGAAUACGACACAGAACAGGGUGUUUGGCUGAAGCCCACACGGAGCUGCCGGAUGAGAGAAAAGCGGGCGGACUUUGUGGCUGGCUGUCUCGGUGGACGGGUGAUUGUUGCUGGGGGGCUGGGUAAUCAGCCUUCGCCUUUAGCUUCAGCAGAGAGUUACAACCAUGUGAAGAGGAGGUGGGAGGCUGUAGCUCCGAUGCCCACCCCGCGCUGUUCCUGUACCCAACUACAAACCACGAACAUGCUAUUCCUAAUCGGUGGUGUAUCGCAGGGUCCCAGCAACGCAGUCGAGGCUCUCUGUCUGCAAGAAAGUGUCUGAGUGUCUUUUUUGCACCUAUAAAGGACAUGUUCUGGAUUCUGCAGGCAUAAGAGACAUGCAUAUGAAACAGCAGAGUCUUGCUUUGCCUGAGUCCACCUUCAACAGAGUUUACUGGAGACAAUCUACAAGAGUCUGGACAGAAACAAAUAAAUCUCGGGGUGGAAUAAAGACUUCGAUGUCUCAGACAAGCAAGCAAAAAACCACUA